Pantherophis guttatus is the source of this 4114-nucleotide messenger RNA. It is a transcript of the gene C1H1orf198, whose product is annotated as chromosome 1 C1orf198 homolog. The record is from RefSeq and is a predicted model, not a curated record. NCBI's taxonomy places the organism in Eukaryota, Metazoa, Chordata, Lepidosauria, Squamata, Colubridae.
GGUUGGCGGAGGCGAAGAGCGGAGUAAAACCGCCGAGCGGAGGGCGCGGCGGAAGAGUCGGUCGGCUCUCUGCUGCCCCUUCGCCGUGCCGAGUCCCCGGGGCCGCGUGAAGCAGGGGCAGGUCGGCGAUGGCGUCCAUGGCGGCGGCGAUCGCAGCUUCCCGUACGGCGGUCCUGAACGGGAACCGGCCUCUGGACGAGCGGGAACGUAAGCGCUUCAGCUACUUCUCUUCGCUGAACCCCAUGGCUCGCAAAAUCAUGGCGGAGAAGGAGCGCAUCCGCGAACGCUACGGGCCAGACUGGGAGCGGCUGCCGCCCCGCCAGCAAGACGAGAUUAUUGACAAAAGCCUGGUGCAGCCCAACAUCCAGGCCCGGUACGCGGCUCACCGUGGGGCAGCCCGAGACAACCCGCCUCCGGUCUGCUACCCGAAUCUGCGCCUCAAUACCGGCCAGAAGGUAGUGCGCUUCGGAGACGAGGAUAUCACCUGGCAAGAUGAGCACUCUGCUCCUUUUUCUUGGGAAACUAAGAGUCAAAUGGAAUUCAGCAUUGCUUCUCUGCUGAUCCAAGAACCGGGUGCUACAGCACCUCAGCACGAACAGAAACAGCCUAGCAAAACCGCACCUGGCCCACCAGCCCCCAAACCUUCCCAGGCUGGUAAACCGCAAAACUCAGAUGGGGUUAUACCGGCCAAAAAAGAGGAGGAGUCCUCGUUUUGGAAGAUCAAUGCUGAGCGCUCCAAGUACGAAGGGGAACAGUCUGAGUUCCAUUCGCUAACCCCAAGCCAAAUUAAAUCCAUGGAAAAAGGAGAGAAAACCCUCCAGCCUUAUUAUAGGCAAGAAUCUGGUCCAAAAGAAGCAAGUAAAGCAGAGAAGCCUAGUGCUCCUAAGCCUGAAAAAGCGAUCGCCCCAGUUGUUCCCACAACACCCGUAGAAUGGGAAAAGCCCCCAUCCAACCAACCUGCAGUUAGUGCCUUUGAUGCUCCUUCUGACCCUGCAGAGAAAUUGUCAUCUGCUGCAACCCAAAAUGAAGAUGCUCAAAACAGUUUUGUUCCAGAUUUACAAGGAUUUGGCCAGAGUAAUGCAAAUAAUGUUAUCCUGAAGACGGGAUUUGAUUUUCUGGACAAUUGGUAGACAAAAACAAUCCGUCCGUUGAUUUUUGGAGAAAGAAAAAGAGCAUCUCUCUCUCUCUCCGUUUUUUGUCUUUUGGUUUCUGUUACUGGUUUUUCUGUGUGUUUUUUAAACUUUUUUCCCAGUUCUUUUUUAAUGUUGCCCUUUGUACUAAUACUUUUUUGUAGAAACCUGAUGAGUAUUUGUAUUUUGAAGUGAUCCAGUGUUAGAAGGGUGGGCGGGUUUUUUGGUCUUUUAUUAAUUGCCAUUCUGCACAUCAUAUUUGGUGAUGAACAAGGGAUACAUUGCCUAAUAUUUGUAUGUAUGGUAAAGACAAAGUGUGCAAUCUAAUUAGAAAAUGAAGCCAUCUGAUAGAAUACCCAUAUUUAUUUUACACAUGAAUGCCAACAGCUAAUAGGCUACCAUCUGUAUUAUUAAAUACAUUCGUUACAAGAAGAUAACUUUAUAUCAAGCACAGAUAGAUUUUAAUAUUAUCUGUCAGAGCCUUGGCCGGUAUGUUUGAGGUUCUGAAAUUAAUGGCCCAAAACAGUUUGUGAACACCAUAUGGGCUUUUCCUAAUAGAAAAGCCUAAUGGAAGCACAGAGUCCAAACACCAAAAUUCAGCACUUCUCUUUCAAAUAUAUUGUACAGGAUAUAAAUCUGCAGACAUUUACGUGUUUAUUUUUACAUUAGCCUAUGUCACUUGACUUGGGUUGAAGGGGGAAAAAAAUCAAGUAGCUUUAGCUAAUAAGGUAUGUUUUUGUUUAUUUUCUUUCUGUGAAACGAGGCUUAAUUGGUACACAAAAUAGGGUCAUUUGUUACAAAUAAAACAUUUAAUGAAAUGUAUUUAAUAUGUUUUAUUAUAAAACAUAAAAUGAAGAAAGAGACUAGCUUAGAGAAAUGAUCAAAUAUGUGGAUAGAGCUGCCUUUUUUUACUGAUUAAAAAACCAUCUGGUAAAGGGAUCUUUAGAAGAAACAUAACAUGAAAAAUAACUAAUUUGUUUGAUCUCUUUUGGCCUAGCAGCACUGAACCACAUUUUGAAAUGUAGCUCAUUUCCCUUACCCUCACUCCUGGUGUUACAUUUCUUCAACAUGUUUACUGCAAGGCUUUCUUUAAAAACAAAACAUUGUAUUAAAAAAAAAUAUUUCAUGAGAUUUCUGAUUCCUGGUACUGCUUCCCAUAGUGAGAAUAGGACCUGAAUGUAUCACAUACAUUCUGUUGCAUUAGAUUUUCUGUUAUUUUAAUAUUACACAGAAACUAUUUUACGUGGAGGAACAACUUAAAGACGACAUCCCUCACCUGCACCUUGGAGUGGUCCAGCAUACCACUAGAGACCAGCCUAGUCCAGUAUCUGCAACAUCCAGAAAUAGCUAAUGCAACUGACAUUGCAUUUCUGUAACUUUAAACAGUAUUUGUCUCCCCAUCACCUUCAAGCCUUAAUUCCCCUUUCUGCACAAAUUGUAAUUUCUUCAAUCAAAUACCAAAGGUUAUUGAAUUUUUGCUUUUGACCUUGAGAAUUGGAUUUCCUGGGAGAUGACCCAAUAACAGAGAUACACUGUACACAUGUUCCUCUGAUGCUAUGCGGAAUUUUUACAAAGCCUGUUUGGGCAUUGUAUCUGUUGUCAGGCUGGCUAAUUCUAGCCUUCUUCCAUACUAGCCACCAGAUAAGUAGUUCCACCUUCAGAGUUGUCCAUUGUCCAUACCUGUGAGUGGUGUGAACUGAAAAGUCACUUCUCUACAAAUCGUGUGUUGUGUUUUUUUUCAGAUUACUUCCUGUUCCUUCUGCUGCUUAUAUAUACUCAUUAACAAUGUUUAUGACAAAAGUUAAGAGGUUUGUUCUGAAUCUUGCCCUGAAAGAUAUCAUGGAAAAUAAGACUGGAUAGCCUUUGAAUUCAGUUCCAAAAUUCAUGCUUUGUUGCAGUGUGUGGAGGCCAGAAUAUAUAACACUGAUAUGCAGCUGUCCCUCAUAGACUGGAGCACCAUUUUGGAAUCUGAAACAAAGCAUUGCAUAACUCUAGAAAAUAAUAAAAUGGAAUUAAUUGUAGAGAACACUAAAGAAAAUGCUUUUGGGGGGUGGGGUUAUACGUAUGCAAUCCCACACACAUACACUGGGAUAUUUGUGCUGAAGAUGGGAGUGGGAAACAGCAGAAGGCUGUCUUAUCUUCAGAUACUUGACUUAGUCUUAAAAUAUUUGGAUUAAUUGGUUGUUCUUAGUAACUAACACCACAUUUCCUACUGUGGAGAUGCUGCUUUGGGUUUCCUGGUGCACACCUACAUGGCAGCACAAUUAUUAGUGUCAUAUAAGAGUCCAUUGAAUUGGGGUAGCAGAUGUAGAAAACUGACAUUUUUGGAAUGGUUUAACUUUUGCUACUGAGCAAAAAAGAGAAGAUUUUCAUUAAUGAAAAUAAGUGCCUGACACUUGACGGCAUCUAUUUCAAUGUAUUUAAAGAUACCAUACUUUAAAAAAGAGAGGUAGUUUUUAUUUAAGAAAAGAGUACUUGUUUGAUACUUUAAAAAGAAGCAAGUCUUUAAAAAGGAAUUGGCGUAAAGUCCUUCAAGCCAAAGACAUUUCUGCAGUGUAUUUUUGGAUUAUAAAAAGGGAGCUUUUUCCAAUAUUGUCAAUCGGAGCUCAUCAGUAUAAAGCGCUUUUCCAACUCAGGGUCUCUUGUUCAUGUUAACAAAUUCAAGAAUUAAAUAAAUGCAGUUUGGUUUGACUAGAGCUUUCCGUUUAUAUGUCAGUGGAUGGGGAUUAAUAUCCUGAGGUCAUUGAAGCAACAUUUUUAGUUUGCUGUUCUUAGGCAAUGAAAUAGGGUAAACUGGGCCUAAUCCUCCUCCUCAUGUAUCUAUCUCCAAUCCUGUUUAUAUUGCCUUUCUCUUCAAUAUAGUUUCAUGGAUAAACCUGAUGUUUCUCCCUUUCGUAGAUGUUUUUAUUGAGGUUUUAUUCACAAUUGUAUAUGGCUACAAUUCAUAUCUGAUUCUUAAUUAAAAUCACCUGACAUGGACCACU